Molecule: messenger RNA, 2085 nt
Organism: Peniophora sp. CBMAI 1063
Lineage: Eukaryota; Fungi; Basidiomycota; Agaricomycetes; Russulales; Peniophoraceae
Source: the annotation of a GenBank genome assembly
AUGGCCUCCGCGACUCAAAGUGAUACCACAUUCCUCGACCCGAACGAUAGGUUCUGGAGUCUAUACAUCGCUGAUGCGGAGAAGCACGACAAGAUACGACUCGAGCGCUGGAAAGGAGAUACAGAUGGGAUCUUGAUCUUCACCGGUCUCUUUGCGGCCACUGUCGCUACUUUUGUUGUCGCCAGUAUCCCUGACUUGUCCGCCGACUCAGGCGACCAAACUGUUGCUUUGCUCUCGCAAGUCCUGGCCGCGUUGGCGAACCAAACACAAGGCAAUGCGGUGUCUAUCACCCAACCGGACGCUUUCCAACCGUCGGCUUCUUCUGUAUGGGUCAAUUGCUUAUGGAUGUCCAGUCUAUCCGUGGCGCUUUUCUGCGCACUGGCUGCCACGCUCGUGCAGCAAUGGUCUAGAGUUUACUCACAGGGAACGCAGAGACGCGGGAGGCCCAGUAUCCGCGGCCCGGUCUAUGCCAAACUAGCCGAUGGUGUCGAACGUUUUCGCAUGGAGGAUGCCAUAUCGGUCAUCGUCUCGCUAUUGCACCUGGCGGUUGCUCUCUUCUUCGCAGGACUUCUUAUCCUGAUAGUGGCUACCAACCGUGCAGUCGCCAUCGUCCUGGCAGCUGUGAUAGCAACUGGCGGCUUGUGCUAUGGUUUCACGAGCAUCAUACCGAUUUUCACUUCAUGGUCCCCGUACCGUACGCCUUUGAGUCUCGUCAUCAAAUACUUCUUGCUCUCGGUGGCAUACGUGGGCAUCAGCCUCUGGACCAUCUGUCCUUGUUUCUCGAGCUAUGAAGAGGUGCCAUACACGGAUAUGACACACGAAUCCAUCGCCAUAACCCGCCUAAGCGGCACUUAUACCAGUGGUCCCUACAAGAAGAAUGCUCUUACCAGCACAUACGAAUGGCUACGGACUCGACCAGUCUCAGCACCUCCCAAGGCGUGUUCCCCGCUUGAGCGGGUGAUCGGUCAGCAUCACGCCAUCAGACAAGUCUGCAGAUCUGUAGACGAACUGCACGAAGUCGAGCAAACCUGCGAAGCUCUCAUUCCUAUAAUGAAUGCCGCGAAGAGCGAUGCGCGACAGAGACUUCCCCUUGCGAGAUUGCUCAUACGCGAGCUGAACAUCAUCGAUCUACUGGCCAAACUUGCAGAUCAGAAGAACGAGGUGGUACCGAUGCAGGCAGCGGAGACGAGCGGCCGCAGGAUUAUAGCGGUCGUCUCGUUGGCCAGCUCGCUGAUACGGUGCAGUCUUCCCUCGGGCAUUUUCUCAGGUGCACCUACCACCUCUCUUCGCCUCGAUGAACUCGACGAAGCCUACGUCGGACUGUUCAAGAUCGAGACGAGCGACUUGCUCACUCAUAUUGAUGUCUCUCGCUCGAAACUGCUUGCUUCCAGACGGUCGAGACAGGAAGGAAUACACGUAGCCCUUGAUUGCUUCUUCGCAACGCUCCGGGCGGAUAUGCUCGUGGUCAUCGCUGCUCAUGAAAGGAUCGCUGUUGGGGUCCGCGAGAACACAGCGAAGCGCCUGCUUAUGGCCCUCGUGAGUGAUUCGGCGGCCAGAAGCGCGUGGCUUCCCGAGGGGUUCGACCAUUACACGGAUAGUGUGGCGACCUUCCACCUCGCGCGCCGCUUCCUAUUCGAUAACUGCAUGUGGAUAUUCGACACGAUCAUCAACGUCUCGUUGCAGCAAGAGGGGCUCAGCUUGCUCGAUUCGCUGGAACACUUUUGGGCCCCUCGUGUUGAGCAUGUACGCAAAGCGGCCAUGCUAUACUUGCCCCAAUUCUACAUUAGGCAAAGGAAUAGUCUUCGCGCAAACCUGGAGAGAAUCCUCAAAAAGCUGGGUACCGACCUGCCGGGUUUGGCAAACGAUGUCGCGUUCGACGCGUAUUGGGCAACCAUUGAAAGAGAACAACUGAAUCCGCGUAUUGCUCGACUGUUCGAUAGGUUUCCGCAGUUCAGAGACUCACUCGUACAACUCUGCACAGAACUACAAAGGCAGAUCGCCUGGGGACGCACAGUCCAGCAUGAAGUCUCACUCCAUCGGGCUCAGUUCCCGGGAAGUGAGAUCGGGAGCCAAUACCUGACAUGA